AUGAUGAAAAUGCCUACACCCAGUAUUGACAGUGUGAAAGUAGCAGUGCGAGUGCGGCCGUUUAGUCAGAGAGAGAAGAAUGCUGGGAGCAGAUGUGUGAUUUCCAUGCAUUCCAGGACUAGCACCACUAUACACGACCCUAAGCACCCAGAGCAUACGAAGACGUUCACUUUUGACCUGGCUUAUUGGUCUCACAGUGGAUUUCAAGUGGAUAAAGAUGGUGUGUUGACUUCAGCUGAUCCUAACAGUAAAUUUGCAGGCCAGAGAGAUGUUUUCCGGGACCUGGGCAGGGGAGUUCUGGACAGUGCGUGGCAAGGUUACAACGCCACCCUCCUGGCCUACGGCCAGACUGGCUCUGGAAAAAGCUAUUCCAUGAUCGGGUUCGGCGCAAACAAGGGCAUCAUUCCCAGUGUGUGUGAAGAGCUCUUCCAAGCAAUUGAGAGCCGGCAGAGAGAUCACGAAUACCAGGUUGCGUUCAGUAUGCUGGAAAUUUACAACGAGCAGGUAAGAGAUUUGCUGUCUAGAACCAAGGAGCCCGGAGGGCUGAGAGUAAGGGAGGAUCCCCAGCUGGGCUUCUACGUGGACGGCCUGACGUCCGUGCCGUGUGAGAGCUACGCCCAGAUUGAAAGGCUCAUGGAACAAGGCACGAAACUAAGGACCACAGCUUCCACCAACAUGAACGCCAGCAGCAGCAGGUCCCACAUGGUCAUCACCAUUCAGUUCAAGCAGGUUUUCCUGGACAGAGGCCUCACCAAGCAGGCCCACAUCAACCUGGUGGAUUUGGCGGGAAGCGAACGGCAGAAAUCCUCCGGAUCCGAAGGAGACAGGCUGCGGGAAGGGUCACGGGUUAACUUAAGUUUAACCAAUUUAGGAAAUGUGAUCAGCGCCCUGGCCGAGGCAGCCGCGGGGAAGAGGGUCCUGCACGUUCCCUACCGAGACUCCGUGCUGACCAAGCUGCUCCAGGCCGCUCUGGGCGGGAACAGCAGGACCGCGCUGAUAGCAGCCAUAAGUCCAGCUGACAUCUGCUAUGAGGAAACGUUAUCAACAUUAAGAUAUGCUGAAAGGGCUAAAAAGGUCCGGAACAGAGCUGUGGUCAACACCUCGACACUGAUGAGAGAGUCGAGGGCGGAGAACAGCAGGCUGCUGCUCGGAAGCGGAAACUCCAGAAUGGCAGCGCCGCCGGCCCCUUUGCACCAGCUGAGCUGGGCCCACCGGCUGGAGCGGGCUCGCGAAGACUGGCAGCUGCGCCACGCGGCCAUCGCCCAGGAGCAGCAGAUGCUGAAGACCCUCCCCCACCUCCUCAACGUCAAUGAGGACCCGCAGCUCACGGGGGUCCUCAAGUACUCCAUUCAGGCUGGUUCCUGUGAUGCUGGCCGGGCUGCUUCAAACGCCAUCCCUCUCCAAGGCCUGGGAAUUGCAGAUAAACACGCUUCCUUCACAAAUCUGGAUGGAAAAGUGACAGUCACUCCACACGGCAAAUGCAAGGUUGUUGUUAACGGGGUGCCCAUCACGACCAAGACGAAGCUGCAGCAUUUGGACCGGAUUAUUUUGGGAUCCAAUAGUGCCUACCUCUACAUCGGGUUUCCUUCAGAGCGAGGCAGUGAGGACUUAAGCCGGUUUGAUUAUGACUUUUUCCAGCUGGAGAGAGCAGCUGCCGAGGGAGUGAGCGUGGACAAGCUCGGCGCGGGGAGCGGUGGCGAUGGGCAAGCGGACCCCAGUGUCCUGGCUGUGUUCCAGGACUACAUCAAGCUGAUGCCCCUGGUCGCAGAAGCGAAUCAAAUGAGUGAAGAGCUGAGGAAGGGACUUAAAAUGGAAUUGAAAGUGAAGAAUUUAGCAUCGUCAGAUUCCAGGGGCUACGACCUACAGAAAGAGGUCAUGGUGAAGGUGACCAACCAAAGGACUCGCGAGGUGUGGAUUUGGUCGAAAGCCAAGUUUAUCAACAGGAAAUUCCUAAUGGAGGAACUUUACCAGCGCUUUCUAGAUGGAGAAGGCAGCCACGUGGCCCAGGAAGACGACCCUUUCUGGGACCCUGUUGAGGCCGUCCACCUGGGCUCGGCCCACAUCUGGCUCCAGCCGCUUGCCUACUGCAUGAUGCUGGAGGAGCAGGUGGAGUUUCUGAACUGCGACGGGCUGGAGGAGGCGGUGCUGCACGUCCACCUCACCCCCUGCUCCCCGGCAGGACAAGCACGUGGUGAGGAGGACGUCGUUAUUGACCCUUUGGAGCUGCUGGGCAAGAGGAUGGAUUUCCAGAUUCGCAUUGUGCGGUGCCUUGGCACCAAGUGGCUAAAGGAAGACGCAGGGCGGGGCAUUCAGAUGGGGUACAGAAUUUAUGAUCAUCCACACACUUUAUAUACGAAGCCUGUAUGGAAAAUUGUGAAUCCCCAAAUCGAAGAGUCUAUCCAAUUUACAGCCCUAAAUGCAUCUCAGGAGUUUCUGAAUUAUUUACAGACAAAUGCUCUCCUUGUUGACUUAUGGGGUCUUCAAGAGGGCUGUGCUGAACUGAGCUGCUCACAGCAGGACCCUGAGGGCCACAUCAUGGUGGACACCAAGAAAAUUUCUACUGUGAUGGAUAUAGGCCAGACUCCAUCAAACCAGAUAUCAGAACUUUAUCUGAAGCUGCUCAAGUUAGAACAGGAGACGGAACUGCUCAGAAACAUUAACAGAGCCCUCAGAGAGGAAAAUGUGUUUCUCAAAGAAUCACUUGAGAAAAUUGGUUCUAGUCAACAAGCACAUAAGCCACCUAAUACCUUGAGGAUAAAUGGGAUGACAGCACAACUGCCAGCAGCCAGAGAGAUGAACCGUGUGUGCACCCAGCAAGCCGGCUAUGACAGAGAAUUUGCUAAAGCUAUUAAGGUGUUCUACCAAAGCAUGAACAUGGCACGAGGGCAGUUUCUCAAAUUGAGACAUUGUAAGCCUCCUGAAGACGACCAAAUGCUUCGGCCGUUUGUACACCAACAGUCGCAAAUGUUGAAGGACUUUGGGGACCGACUUGAAUCCAGCUUGUGGAAACUGAAAAAUGAUGUAGCGCUGAUAGUGAAAUGGAAGAGAGAAUGUUUACUGCACAGCCAGUGGGGACACACUGAUGGAAAACACUGAGCUCUGAGUUGUGAAGAUGACCUGGGCAGCUAAGCAGCAUAAUGAAUGUGGCCAUCAGAGGUGAACUGUGGACUCAACACAUUCAAUCCACUUCCCAAUUAUUCAACCUAUUUCUUUUUACCACUUUUAAGUAAAGCUCUUCUCCUUCAUUUUGAUUGAAAAGUCAUGUAAAAAAGAAUCCGUAUCUAGGGUGAAGGUGAAGUGGGAGAUGCUCUGGGGUUGGACUCCCUAUGGUCAAGUCCUGCUUAAAUCCAUCUCUAAUAAAUUGUGUAGUUUGAGGCAAAUGACUUCACCUCUC
Miniopterus natalensis is the source of this 3394-nucleotide messenger RNA. It is a transcript of the gene KIF28, whose product is annotated as Kinesin-like protein KIF28P. Gene Ontology annotation, biological process: microtubule-based movement. NCBI's taxonomy places the organism in Eukaryota, Metazoa, Chordata, Mammalia, Chiroptera, Miniopteridae. Gene Ontology annotation, molecular function: microtubule motor activity; ATP binding; microtubule binding. The record is from RefSeq and is a predicted model, not a curated record.